AUGGAGGACCUGCAGUGGCCCGGGGGCGAGCAGACCGUCCCCAGCUCCGUGUGCAGCCUCCCGUGCCGGCCUGGCGAGAGGAAGAAGGUGGUGAAGGGCGUGGCGUGCUGCUGGCACUGCGAGCCCUGCGACGGGUACCAGUACCAGCACGACGAGUUCACCUGCCGCCUCUGCUCCUACGACUCUCGGCCCGACGCCAACCGCACCGCCUGCCAGCCCAUCCCCAUCACCAAGCUGGAGUGGCACUCGCCCUGGGCCGUGAUCCCCGUCUUCCUCGCCAUGAUCGGGAUCGUGGCCACCAUCGUUGUCAUGGCUACGUUCGUCCGGUACAACGACACGCCGAUCGUGCGGGCGUCCGGCCGCGAGCUGAGCUACGUCCUGCUAACCGGGAUCUUCUUAUGCUACAUCAUCACCUUCCUGAUGAUCGCUAAGCCGGAUGUGGCCGUGUGCUCGUUCCGGAGGAUCUUCCUGGGGUUGGGCAUGUGCAUCAGCUACGCCGCCCUCCUCACCAAGACCAACCGCAUCUACCGCAUCUUCGAGCAGGGCAAGAAGUCGGUGACGGCGCCGCGGCUGAUCAGCCCCACGUCGCAGCUGGCCAUCACCUCCAGCCUGAUCUCGGUGCAGCUGUUCGGCGUGUUUGUGUGGUUCGUCGUGGAUCCACCCAACACGCUCGUGGACUAUGAGGAGCAGAAGACCUUCAACCCGGAUCUGGCCCGAGGCGUGCUGAAGUGUGACAUCACGGACCUCCAGAUUAUCUGCUCCUUGGGUUACAGUAUCCUGUUGAUGGUGACGUGUACCGUGUACGCCAUAAAGACCCGCGGGGUCCCGGAGAGCUUUAACGAGGCCAAGCCCAUCGGGUUCACCAUGUACACCACCUGCAUCGUCUGGCUGGCCUUCAUCCCCAUCUUCUUCGGCACAGCGCAGUCCGCCGAAAAGCUGUACAUCCAGACCACCACGCUAACCAUCUCCAUGAACCUGAGUGCGUCCGUGGCCCUCGGGAUGCUCUACAUGCCCAAGGUCUACGUCAUCAUCUUCCACCCGGAGCUCAACGUGCAGAAGAGGAAGCGCUCCUUUAAGGCCGUGGUCACCGCCGCCACCAUGUCGUCCCGACUCUGCCACAAGGCCAGCGAGCGGCCCAACGGCGAGGCCAAGACGGAGCUGUGUGAGAGCGCCGACGCAAGCAGUCCAGCUGAAAAGAAGAAAUUUGUGAGCUACAAUGACCUCGUGAUCUGACAACGUCCCAGAGAGACUGCACAGAGAAAGUCUCCUGCCCUGCUGGCUACAAAGCAAAGAAAGAAAGGAAGUUGUUUCGUUGGUGCUGAAGCAAAGCAUUGUGGGACAGCCCUCUGGACAAAGACUCACAGCACUAAUAAAGCACUAAGACAGACAAAUAGAAGCAAAGAGGGCGAAGAAGGUCCGUGAAACUACGUGAGGAUGUUCAGAAAAUAAAAAAAGAAUCACUUUUUGCCCGUGAGGAUCAACAUGGCCGACGUCUUGCAGCCUCGCACGGGCGCCAUUUUGUUUCUCUCUCUGCCGUUGAUGUCAAACGACGCCGCCGUCUCGGCCGCUCGGACCUUUCUACGGAGACGCAUCCUGUUUUAAUGUCUUUUGAUGUACUUCCAACCUUCUGUCCUCCAUGUGUGGUUCUUAUUGGCUUCUGUGUUACUUUGGUUGUUGUUGUCACUGACCAAUGGGAGGAGAGAGCAGAUGUUAGUCUGAGCAUGCUCAGAUUUAAACGGUUUACAACAUGACUGUCAUACUGAAAUUAGUGAAAUCCAUGAAACAAAAAACUUUUGUCAUUAAAAACAAUAACAGAACAUGAAAAUCAUUUCAAAAGCGUUAUAGCUAUCUAUGAUUGUUUUAUGCUAACGUUAGCUCAACACCAUUCAACU
This is a messenger RNA of Etheostoma cragini (Arkansas darter), 1892 nucleotides long. Its product is annotated as metabotropic glutamate receptor 7-like. The record is from RefSeq and is a predicted model, not a curated record. The annotation marks the transcript as partial. Lineage: Eukaryota; Metazoa; Chordata; Actinopteri; Perciformes; Percidae. Gene Ontology annotation, cellular component: membrane. Gene Ontology annotation, biological process: G protein-coupled glutamate receptor signaling pathway; regulation of synaptic transmission, glutamatergic. The transcript has 3 exons. Gene Ontology annotation, molecular function: group III metabotropic glutamate receptor activity.